AUGGGCGUUCCAUUCAAAAUUCUUGAUUGGAAAGCAAAAGUAGCCAACAAAAGAGAAUCUUUAAAAAUCCCUUCUCAAUGGAGACUUGAUUCACGUUAUCUAGACCUCAUUAAUGAGUCGUCUACAGUAUCUGUAACGAAUGUUCCAAGAGAAUGUGGUAUUUUGACACAAAAAGAGUUGGAAAUCACAGAAAUUAAAGCGUCUUGCUUAUUAAAGUUGUUAAUUUCUGGUAAAUUAUCGAGUUAUGAAGUAACAUUGGCUUUCUGCAAAAGAGCAGCUAUAGCACAUCAACUAACUAAUUGCUUGGCUGAAUUUUUUCCAGAAGAAGGCCUUCAAUUAGCCAGAGAAAUAGAUGAAAUAUUUAUAAGAUCUGGGAAGCCAGUGGGAAGGUUGCAUGGUUUGCCAAUUUCUUUCAAAGAAAUUUUCAAUAUAUCAAAUCAUGAAACCACUUUUGCAUACGUCUCCUAUAUUGGCAAUAUUAAAAAUGAAGACGGCCUUGUUGUAAAAUGCAUCAAAGCAGCAGGAGGGGUCCCUUUUUGUAAAACUAAUAUAUCCCAAGGAUGUUUGAUUGUUGAAGGUAUGAAUAAUGUCUUCGGUACGUGUUUGAAUCCUAACAACUUAUCUUUAACAGCAGCAGGUAGCAGUUCGGGAGAAGGUGCCUUGGUUAGAAUGAAAGGUUCUCCUUUAGGAAUUGGAACAGAUGCUGGCGGAAGUAUUAGGCUUCCAGCUCAUUCUAAUGGUGUUUUUGGGUUUAUGCCAUCCACAAACAGAAUUACCAACUCAGGCAUCGGUGAUGGCGCAGGGCCACUUACUUGGGUGCUGUCUCAAAUUGGACCUCUAACAAACGAUGUAAAGAUGAUUGAAACUUGGUUCAAAGCAAUGUUGGAUUAUAAGAUGGAGGAUUAUGAUUCAUUUUGCUACAAGGUUCCCUGGUGUGAUGUUGACCUUCGUAACCAAAGAUUGGUAAUAGGUGUAAUUUUUCAAGAUAAUGUGGUUGAGACAACACCAGCAAUGCUCAGAUGCUUGCAAGAGGUCGUGCUGAAAAUGAAGAGGGCUGGUCACUUGAUUAUAGAAAUUGAUGUUGGUGAGUUACACAGAAAGAUUACUGAGACAGUAUUUCAAAUGUAUGUAAGUACUGGUAUUCCAUCUUAUCGUAAUGCAAUUGAGGCUAGCGGGGAGCCAUGUAUUGCACGCUGCUGUGGCUCUGAAUGUAAAAGUGCAAUGAGUUUGCAGCAGGUUUACUCUUUAGAUACUCAAGCUAGAAAAUUAUGUGAAGAAUACCUUCAGAAUGUAUUCACAAAGAAUAAUCUACAUGUGCUUCUCACACCUUCGUCACCAAAUCCCCCAGCUCCACAUGGGAAGUACUCGACCAAUUCUCUAAGUGCUGUUUAUAAUUGUUUAGGUUAUCCUGCCGGUGUCGUACCCACAGGUUUUGUCAUUCCAGAAAAGGACAAACCAACUGAAAUGUAUCUCUCUAGCGGGGUUCAUCCAGACCUUGAUAUUUUAGAAUUGUUCCCUUACGAUUACUACGACAAGUACGUGAAAGAGGAACUAUAUACUGACAUAAAUAAGUUCAAGAAUGCGCCACUUAGCAUCCAGAUUGUUGGUAGAAAAUUUACUGAUGAAUUUGUGAUCAAAGUGAUGGAACUCAUUGCUGAACUUUUCUGA
Molecule: messenger RNA, 1668 nt
Organism: Priceomyces carsonii
Lineage: Eukaryota; Fungi; Ascomycota; Pichiomycetes; Serinales; Debaryomycetaceae
Exons: 1
Coding region: 1-1668 (555 amino acids)
Source: RefSeq, a predicted model, not a curated record